Pygocentrus nattereri (red-bellied piranha) is the source of this 4111-nucleotide messenger RNA. RefSeq names its product damage-specific DNA binding protein 1 (gene ddb1). Gene Ontology annotation, cellular component: nucleus; site of double-strand break. The record is from RefSeq and is a predicted model, not a curated record. Gene Ontology annotation, molecular function: nucleic acid binding; protein binding. The transcript has 27 exons. Gene Ontology annotation, biological process: DNA repair; proteasome-mediated ubiquitin-dependent protein catabolic process. NCBI's taxonomy places the organism in Eukaryota, Metazoa, Chordata, Actinopteri, Characiformes, Serrasalmidae. The coding region runs from base 138 to 3560 and encodes 1140 amino acids.
GCUGGGCUGUUCCGUGCAUCCAUGGUCGUCCAUAGCAGCUAAGCUAACUAAAUCAGUUGUUUACUGUUAUUAUUAUUAUUAUUAUUAUUAUUAUUAUUAUUAUUUGUAAAGGUGUUCGCAUAUUUAUCUUGAACGCCAUGUCGUACAACUACGUGGUGACAGCGCAGAAGCCCACGGCGGUGAACGCCUGUAUCACUGGGCACUUUACCUCUGCAGAGGAUCUGAACUUGCUCAUAGCGAAGAACACACGCCUGGAGAUCUAUGUGGUCACCGCUGAGGGGUUGCGGCCUGUCAAGGAGGUUGGCAUGUACGGGAAGAUUGCCGUUAUGGAGCUCUUCAGGCCUAAAGGGGAAAGUAAAGACCUUCUGUUCAUUUUGACUGCCAAAUACAAUGCAUGUAUCCUGGAGUACAAGCAGAAUGGAGACAGCAUUGACAUCAUCACUCGUGCUCAUGGAAAUGUCCAGGAUCGGAUUGGCCGCCCCUCAGAGACAGGCAUCAUUGGCAUUGUGGACCCUGAGUGUCGCAUGAUUGGCUUGCGACUCUACGAUGGUCUUUUUAAAGUCAUACCACUGGAUCGGGACAACCGUGAACUUAAGGCCUUUAACAUUCGACUAGAGGAGCUGCAGGUUAUAGAUGUGCACUUCCUUUAUGGCUGCCAGGCCCCCACCGUCUGUUUCAUAUACCAGGACCCUCAGGGCCGGCAUGUGAAGACAUAUGAGGUGUCUCUAAAGGAGAAGGAGUUCAAUAAGGGCCCUUGGAAACAAGAAAAUGUGGAAGCUGAAGCCUCAAUGGUCAUCCCAGUUCCUGAGCCAUUUGGUGGGGCUAUAAUUAUUGGUCAGGAGUCCAUUACCUAUCACAAUGGAGACAAAUACCUGGCAAUUGCACCUCCAACAAUUAAGCAAAGUACGAUUGUCUGUCAUAACCGUGUGGACCCAAAUGGUUCUCGCUAUCUGCUGGGUGACAUGGACGGAAGACUGUUCAUGCUGCUGCUGGAGAAGGAGGAGCUAAUGGAUGGUUCCAUGGUGCUCAAAGACCUACGAGUGGAACUACUGGGAGAGACUUCCAUUGCUGAGUGUCUCACAUACCUGGAUAAUGGAGUUGUGUUUGUUGGUUCUCGGCUUGGAGAUUCUCAACUGGUCAAGCUGAAUGUGGACAGUAAUGACCAGGGCUCAUACGUAGCAGUUAUGGAGACAUUCACUAACCUUGGCCCCAUAGUGGACAUGUGUGUGGUGGAUCUGGAGAGACAAGGCCAAGGCCAGCUGGUGACUUGCUCGGGUGCCUUUAAGGAGGGCUCUUUAAGAAUCAUUCGUAAUGGAAUAGGAAUCCAUGAGCAUGCCAGUAUCGACCUGCCAGGCAUCAAAGGACUCUGGCCUCUUCGCUCUGAGGCAGGCAGAGAGACUGAUGACAUGCUGGUGCUUUCUUUCGUUGGUCAGACCAGGGUGCUGAUGUUGAGUGGAGAGGAAGUGGAGGAGACUGAACUUCCAGGGUUUGUGGAUAAUCAGCAGACCUUCUUCUGUGGUAAUGUGGCUCACCAGCAGCUAAUUCAGAUCACUUCAGGGUCAGUGCGACUAGUAACUCAGGACAGUAAGGCUCUGGUCAGUGAAUGGAAGGAACCUCAGGGUAGGAACAUCAGUGUGGCUGCCUGUAACUCAACCCAGGUGGUGCUGGCUGUGGGCAGAGUGCUCUACUACCUGCAGAUUCUCAGUGGAGAGCUCAAACAGAUCAGUUCCACAGAGAUGGAACAUGAAGUGGCUUGUCUGGACAUCACUCCGCUGGGUGAGAAUGGUGGAGAGUCUAGCCUGUGUGCUGUAGGCUUGUGGACUGAUAUCUCAGCUCGAGUGCUCCGACUGCCCUGCUUCAGUCCUCUGCAUAAGGAGAUGCUGGGAGGAGAGAUUAUCCCACGUUCCAUCCUCAUGACCACUUUUGAAGGCAGCCAUUAUUUGCUGUGCGCUCUGGGAGAUGGUGCGCUCUUCUACUUUGGACUUGAUCUGCAGACAGGUGUUCUGAGUGAGCGGAAGAAGGUGACGCUGGGCACACAGCCCACAGUGCUGCGGACAUUUCGCUCUUUGUCCACUUCCAAUGUGUUUGCUUGCUCAGAUAGACCCACUGUCAUCUACUCCAGUAACCACAAACUUGUCUUCUCCAACGUCAACCUCAAAGAGGUCAACUACAUGUGCCCUCUCAACUCUGAGGGAUACCCUGACAGCUUGGCUUUGGCCAAUAACAGCACUCUGACCAUUGGCACUAUUGAUGAGAUCCAAAAACUCCACAUUCGGACUGUCCCUCUCUAUGAAUCACCUAAGAGAAUCUGCUAUCAGGAGGUGUCUCAGUGCUUUGGGGUGCUGUCCAGCAGAGUGGAAAUGCAGGAUGCUAAUGGAACCACAGCUCCUGUGCGCCCCAGUGCUAGCACUCAGGCUCUGUCCAGCAGCGUGAGUUCCAGUAAGCUCUUCCCUAGCAGCACCUCCCCCCAUGAAACCUCCUUUGGAGAGGAGGUGGAGGUGCACAGCCUGCUCGUGGUCGAUCAACACACUUUUGAAGUGCUUCAUGCCCAUCAGUUUUUGCCCAGUGAGUAUGCUCUGAGCCUGGUGUCCUGUAAGCUGGGCAAAGAUCCCGCUGUCUAUUUCAUUGUUGGCACUGCCAUGGUCUACCCUGAGGAGGCAGAGCCUAAGCAAGGCCGCAUCAUUGUCUUCCACUACACAGACGGUAAACUGCAGACAGUAGCCGAAAAAGAGGUUAAAGGAGCCGUGUAUUCCAUGGUGGAGUUCAAUGGCAAAUUGUUGGCUAGCAUCAACAGCACUGUACGCCUGUAUGAGUGGACUGCAGAGAAAGAGCUGAGGACUGAGUGUAAUCAUUAUAACAACAUCAUGGCUUUGUAUCUGAAGACCAAGGGAGACUUCAUACUGGUGGGAGACCUAAUGAGGUCUGUGCUUUUGCUGGCAUACAAACCCAUGGAAGGGAACUUUGAAGAGAUUGCUCGAGACUUCAAUCCUAACUGGAUGAGUGCUGUGGAGAUUUUGGACGAUGAUAACUUCCUUGGGGCAGAAAAUGCUUUUAACCUUUUUGUCUGUCAAAAAGACAGUGCUGCCACCACUGAUGAAGAGAGGCAGCAUUUGCAGGAGGUGGGUGUGUUCCACUUGGGCGAGUUUGUGAAUGUGUUUUGCCACGGUUCUCUGGUCCUGCAGAACCUUGGCGAGAGUUCCACCCCUACCCAAGGUUCUGUGCUCUUUGGCACGGUUAAUGGAAUGAUCGGAUUAGUGACAUCUCUGUCAGAAGGCUGGUACAGUUUACUCAUGGAUUUGCAAAAUAGACUCAACAAGGUCAUUAAGAGCGUGGGCAAGAUCGAGCACAGCUUCUGGAGAUCAUUCAAUACGGAACGGAAGACGGAGCAAGCGACAGGUUUCAUCGAUGGUGACCUAAUCGAGAGCUUUUUGGACCUAGGACGUGCUAAAAUGCAGGAAGUGGUUAGCACGCUACAGAUUGAUGAUGGCAGUGGGAUGAAGCGAGAGGCCACGGUGGAUGAAGUGAUUAAAAUAGUGGAGGAGCUCACCAGGAUCCACUAACUCUGUUGGUCUAAAUAACGUUCUGUACAUAGAUAUAAAUAAACCAACAGGUGUGGGCGAGUGUGUGUGUGUGUGUGUGUGUGUGUGUGUGGAUGUAUGUAUGUGUGCGUGUCUGUCUGUAUUUUGUGUGUUUCACUCUUAAAGUCUGAGCUCCAUCUUCCUUUCCUCUCUCUCCAGGGCCUCCUGCCCUAGGAAUACACACACAAGCUUUCUACACAUUUGCAGAACAGAAUCCUACCAGGAAUAUACUCUGUACUGGGGCCUGACAGUAUGACUGAGUAUGUGUGAUUUGAAUUUUGAUUGAAUUUUGUGCAUUUUCUUUCCCUGUGUGUGUGUGUGUGUGAGUGUGAGAGAGAGCGCACGCGCGAGAGAGUGAGAAGAGUGAAGGCUUAACAGUGAGUUCUGCUUUGGUACAAAUACUGCAUUGCUAGGAAAUACAAGGCCAGGAUGUUCUGACAGCACUGAAUGAGGCGGAGGAGUUAAAUAGACUUUUAUUAGUGAUGUAACAUUUCCGCAGUCUUUUCUUUUAAUAAAGCUUGCUUCAGUACCAC